AUGGGAUCUACUCAAGUUGACAGUUACGAUGUUCUCAUCAUUGGUGCUGGACUCUCCGGCGUCUGCAGCCUUUACCACAUGCGAAAGCGCUUUCCCAACUGGCGCAUUCGUGUACUUGAAGCUGCCGAAAGCGUCGGUGGCACCUGGAACUGGAACCGUUACCCAGGUGCUCGAGUUGACUCCGAGUCUCUCUCUUACGCUUUCUCUUUCGACAAGGACCUCAUGAACGAAUGGCACUGGAAGGAGUCGUUCGCCACUCAGUCAGAAAUACUCCGAUACAUCGAACGGAUCGCAGAGAAGCACGACCUCAACAAGGAUAUUCAAUUCAAGACCAAAAUACAGUCCGCCCGCUGGCAGGAUCAUAACCGAACUUGGCUGUUUGCCGACGAGGCAGGCACUCAAUACCAGACAACCUUCUUUGUCAGUUGCAUGGGAUUUUUGUCAACUCCCACUCUGCCUGCCAUUCCUGGUAUCGAGACGUUCAAGGGCGAAGCAUUCCAUACCUCUCGAUGGCCAAAGAACUUUGAUCUGGGUCGCGAUUUUGCCGGCAAGCGCAUCGGUGUUAUUGGAACUGGUGCGACUGGUAUUCAGACAACCACUGCCGUCGCCAAAGAACCCAGUGUCAAGUCAGUAACUGUCUUCCAGCGCACACCAAACUGGUCUGCACCUCUUCGCAACGAAGAUAUCACUCUGGAGCAAAUGGCGGAACACCAAAAGAAUUACGACCAGAUUUUCCAGCUUUGCGCCGAGACUCCUGGCUGUUUCAUGCAUCAAGCGGAUCCCCGAAAGUCAUUGGAAGUCAGCGAGGAGGAGCGCCUAUCAUUAUGGGAAGAAGUAUACGCCAAGCCAGGGUUCGCCAAGUGGCUUGGUGUGUUCAGCGACACAUACACUGACCGCGAAGCCAACAAGCUUUACUCCGACUUUAUGGCGAAUAAAAUUCGCGCACGUAUAAAUGACCCAGAGGUAGCAGAGAGCCUAAUCCCGAAAAGCCAUGGAUUUGGAACUCGACGAGUCCCUCUGGAAAGCGGCUACUUUGAAUCAUACAACCGGCCCAACGUCCACCUCGUCGACUUGCAGAAGACACCAGCCGAGAGGAUUACAGAGACAGGAAUCACAACCACAGAUGGCACUCAUCAUGAGCUUGACGUUUUAAUUUAUGCCACUGGAUUCAACGCCAUUACUGGUGCCUUCAGCUCUAUUGAGUGGCAUGCCAAGGAUGGCCGGCCUUUGCUUGGUAGUAGCGACAGCAAGCAAGGCCAACAGGCUAUCUGGCUUGACCAUCGGCCCGAGACAUACCUUGGUCUAACUGCAUGCUCGAUGCCAAACAUGUUCAUGGUCCUUGGUCCUCAUCAGCCAUUUGGAAAUGCACCGCGAACAAUUGAGCAUGCCGUGGCGGUGGUCUCCGACUUGCUACAAUACUGCAAGGAUAACAACUAUACCUAUGUUGAGCCUACACGAGAAGCAGUGGAUAAGUGGACUGAACAUGUGGUUGAGUGCAGCAAAGGACAUCUUUCCAACGAGGUUGACAGCUGGAUGACCGGUGUGAACAAGAAUAUCAAGGGCAAGAAUGUUCGGUCUGUUGCGAGAUACUCUGGCAGUGCGGUUGAAUAUCGCCGGAAAUGUGCCGAAUGUCAAGAUGCAGGAUGGUCGGGGUUGACCUUUGCAUAG
This is a messenger RNA of Penicillium verhagenii, 1668 nucleotides long. Its product is annotated as flavin-containing monooxygenase. Gene Ontology annotation, molecular function: N,N-dimethylaniline monooxygenase activity; NADP binding; flavin adenine dinucleotide binding. The coding region runs from base 1 to 1668 and encodes 555 amino acids. The record is from RefSeq and is a predicted model, not a curated record. NCBI's taxonomy places the organism in Eukaryota, Fungi, Ascomycota, Eurotiomycetes, Eurotiales, Aspergillaceae. The transcript has a single exon.